Messenger RNA from Stegodyphus dumicola, 651 nucleotides. RefSeq lists its product as uncharacterized. The record is from RefSeq and is a predicted model, not a curated record. Lineage: Eukaryota; Metazoa; Arthropoda; Arachnida; Araneae; Eresidae.
AUGACAGUGUCACAAGGAGGUGGAGGUCCACGAGCAAGUGGAGGUCCUGGGCCACCUCCACGAGGUGGCCCACCCCCAGGUGGUCCCGGAGGUCCACCACCAGGGGGUCCCGGGGGUCCACCUCCAGGGGGUCCCGGAGGUCCACCACCCGGUGGUCCCGGAGGCCCACCACCAGCUGGUCCUGAUGGGCCCUGCGGACCAGGAGGGCCAGGAGACUGUUUCAUGUCUCCGGCAUGCAAAAACUUCAGCAGAGCUAUACAAGACGAAAUGCGAGCUGAUAGUGACAAUUCAAUAAAUGACAUGAAGGAAACAGAAGGAGAAACAGGGAUACCCAAAGUUGGUUUAAGAGUUUCAAAGAUUACAUAUGUGAAAUUUCACAUAAGCCUGUCAGUUCUUCAAACUCUCUUUCAUCAAGACAAUCCUUUAAUAGUAGAUAUUAAAGAAUUGUAUAAAGAAUUGAGAGAAGGUGAAAAUAUUGUGUUUAAUUGGGUGAAGGCACACGUUGGACAUUUUGGAAAUGAGAGGGCAGUCGCACUGGCCAAGGAGGCAACUGCCGAUGUUAAUGCUCCUGACAUUGAUGUACAGAGAUCAACAAGGAAAGCUGCGACUAUUAUGAAAAAUUAUAUUUAUGAUAAAUGGAAGGGAGAGUGA